AUGACAUCGCGGCUAGCUCAGUUGAGUAAACAGAUCUUCAACAUGGCUGCCAAGACCAAAACCGACAUCCACUUGUACACCACCGGUACUCCCAAUGGUAUCAAGGUGUCCAUUCUCCUGGAGGAGCUCGGCCUGGAGUACCAGGUCACCCCCAUUGACAUUUCUAAGAACACGCAAAAGGAGCCCUGGUUCCUGGAGAUCAACCCCAAUGGACGUAUCCCGGCCUUAACCGACAAGUUUGAGGACGGCAAGCAGAUCCGCUUGUUUGAGUCGGGAAGUAUUCUUCAGUACCUCGUUGACCGCUACGACAAAGACCACAAGGUCUCUUAUCCCUAUGGCUCGCGCGAGUACUGGGAGGUGAACAACUGGCUGCACUGGCAGAUGGGUGGCCUGGGUCCCAUGCAGGGACAAGCCAACCACUUUAAGCGCUACGCCCCAGAGAAGAUCCAGUACGGCAUCGACCGCUACACCAACGAGACGCGCCGGCUGUACCGCACCAUGGACACGGCGCUCGCGGCCAACCCGAGCGGCUACCUCGUCGGCGACCGCGUCACCAUCGCCGAUAUCGCCAGCUGGGGCUGGGUGGCGGCGAGCAAGUGGGCGGGCAUCGACCUGGACGAGUUCCCCGCGCUCAAGGCGUGGCUGUGGAAGCUGGUCGAGAGGCCCGGCUUCGAGCUGGGCCGCCACGUGCCGUCCAAGCACACGGCGUUGGAGCACUUUAAAAAGAGCGACGCGGAGCUCGACGAGCAGGCCAAGGGCGCUGCUGCGUGGAUUCAGCAGGGGAUGAAGGAUGACGCGGUGAAGAAGUGA
Colletotrichum orchidophilum is the source of this 810-nucleotide messenger RNA. Its product is annotated as glutathione S-transferase. The record is from RefSeq and is a predicted model, not a curated record. The transcript is spliced from 5 exons. Bases 1 to 810 code for a protein of 269 amino acids. NCBI's taxonomy places the organism in Eukaryota, Fungi, Ascomycota, Sordariomycetes, Glomerellales, Glomerellaceae.